UCAGGAGGCAAAGAGCUGCUUACUAAAUCAGCUGAUCAUACCAUGCCCACCACAAGAACUUCUCAGUAUCGCGGAGUCACCAGGCACCGAUGGACAGGUAGGUAUGAGGCUCAUCUAUGGGAUAACAGCUGCAGGAAAGAGGGACAGACAAGGAAAGGAAGGCAAGUUUAUUUGGGUGGGUAUGAUAAAGAAGAAAAAGCGGCAAGGGCUUACGACUUGGCUGCCUUGAAGUAUUGGGGGCCAACCACCCACAUUAACUUUCCUCUGACCAAGUAUGAGAAAGAGCUGCAAGAAAUGAAGAACAUGAAUAGACUAGAAUUUGUUGCAAUGCUAAGAAGGAAUAGCAGUGGGUUUUCAAGGGGAGCCUCUGUAUUUAGAGGAGUCACAAGGCACCAUCAACAUGGAAGGUGGCAAGCUCGGAUUGGUAGGGUUGCAGGCAACAAGGACUUGUACCUUGGGACAUUCAGCACACAAGAGGAGGCUGCAGAAGCUUAUGACAUUGCAGCUAUAAAGUUCAGGGGAAGUAAUGCAGUAACCAACUUUGACAUCUCUAGGUACGACGUUCAAAUGAUAUGCUCCACCACCACCACCAAACACUCCUCCACCUCCUCUUCCACCACCACCACCCACCAGCAGCCGGACUCUGGGCCAGAAGAUCAUGAUGACAGUCUCAAUUUGGCUUUGGUUCCUCCUCCUAUCCCCUCUUCAUCCUCUCUUUUUGGGCUUUGGAACAACAACCAAUAGAAUAUAAUAGAAUACAUCUUCUGU
Impatiens glandulifera is the source of this 768-nucleotide messenger RNA. RefSeq names its product AP2-like ethylene-responsive transcription factor AIL1. Lineage: Eukaryota; Viridiplantae; Streptophyta; Magnoliopsida; Ericales; Balsaminaceae. The transcript is spliced from 8 exons. The record is from RefSeq and is a predicted model, not a curated record. Gene Ontology annotation, biological process: regulation of DNA-templated transcription. The coding region runs from base 43 to 744 and encodes 233 amino acids. Gene Ontology annotation, molecular function: DNA-binding transcription factor activity; DNA binding.